Molecule: messenger RNA, 1935 nt
Organism: Aphis gossypii (cotton aphid)
Lineage: Eukaryota; Metazoa; Arthropoda; Insecta; Hemiptera; Aphididae
Exons: 2
Coding region: 1-1935 (644 amino acids)
Molecular function (GO): catalytic activity
Source: RefSeq, a predicted model, not a curated record
AUGAACAAAAUUAGAUCCAACAUUGUUGGACACAAAAUAUGGGUUUCGGUGGAUGAAACCACCGAUGUUCAAGGAAGACAUAUUGCCAAUAUUACUAUUGGAACAUUAGAAAUAGACAAAUCAGGGAAAGUUUACAUAUUUUACUCGGAGGUGCUCGAGAAAACAAAUGAUUUGACCAUCACUAAAGUUUUUGACCGGUUGAUGUUUUUUCUUUGGCCUGAUGGUAUACGUCAUGAUGACAUAAUGCUAUUCGUCAGUGAUGUGGUGCCGUACAUGAUCAAAGUAAAAAAAUCAAUAGGAGUGCUUUAUUCUAAGAUGGUGCCUAUAACGUGUGAAGCACAUGGUGCACAUAGAGUUGUUGAGGAAACAAGAGGACGAUUUUCAAAUGUUGAUAAAUUGAUUGCCAAGGAAAAUACCAAAAAACAGAAUGGACAUAGCCUUGAUAACCAAAAGGACCAAAACUUAAAAAAUGGUAAUAAAGCCACAGAAUAUCUUUUGAGAAUAGUGCAGCUUAACGUUGAAGGUAUGACCAAGUCAAAGGCUGAAUUAAUCAGCCAUGUUUUCCAUCACGCGGACAUUUUAGCACUGCAAGAGACCCAUAUUUCGGAUGAUCAGCUUGGAAAGCUAAAGAUCCCAGGCUUUCAGCUGAUCGACUACAUAGGGCACAACAGACAUGGCAUGGCUACCUUUGUGAGUCAAGACUUGGACCCAAAAAACAUAAGGAGGUUAGAGGGAAACAAGCAUACGGUCGGAAUCGAGAUAGGGAACACAAAAAUUUUUAACAUAUAUAAACCACCGUCGGAAAAAUGGACCACAUCUGUUCUACCACUGGCAGAGCACCCUGCAGUUUAUAUAGGAGACUUCAACUCGCACAACAUGGAAUGGGGCUAUAAUAGUACAGAUGAUAAUGGAGAAACCCUCAGCAACUGGGCUCAAUUAAACCAUCUCCAGUUACUGUAUGAUGCUAAACAAGGCGGCACUUUUAAAUCAGGAAGAUGGGGUUCGAUCACAUCCCCUGAUUUAUGUUUUGUCACUAUGGACUCUAGUAAUGUGCCCCUUAAAGCAAAGCGGCGAAUAUUACAAGAAUUUCCCAAGAGCCAACACCUUACUGUUCAAGUGGAUAUUGGUCUAAAUCUAACUAUAGUGAGUAAAUCAAAAUUUAAUAGAUGGAAUGUAAGGAAAGCAGAUUGGGUCAAAUAUACAACUUACAUGGAAGAAAAUAUAAACCGCAUUGAGCCAAUACCACUUAACUAUGACAGGUUUACAAAGUUAAUCAAAAUGGCAGCGGGUAAAGCUAUUCCUAGGGGACAUAGACAGGAUUAUAUACCUUGUUGGUCAAAAGAAUGCGACAAACUAUUAAAUGAGUACGAACAAACACAAUCCGGUGUAACAGAAGACCGGCUAAUCAGAUUACUAGGUGAAGAACGGAGACAAAGAUGGGUUAAAGUCAUGGAAGAGAUGGACUUUUCCCACUCAAGCAGGAAAAGCUGGGACCUAUUAAGAAAGCUAGGCUCCGCUCAACCUACCAGAAAAGAACAUGGCAUCGCAACAAACGCAGUUGCAAGUAACCUUUUCAAAACUUUGAACAUUAAAUCUACAAAACAAAUGACCAUUAAGAUUAAAAAUCAAUACAAAAAAAAACUAGACAACUGUGAAGAAAGUUCUGCUUUAAUGAACGACUUUGUAGAAGAAGAGGCCCAUCUCGCCUUAAAAAAUGUCAAAAAUGGGAAAGCAGCAGGUGUCGACGGAAUAAUACCGGAAUUUAUCAAAAACCUAGGUCCUAGAAGGAGACUUUGGCUUGCUCGCUUUUUCACGUCGGUGGUCAACAAAGGGACAUGGUGCGAAGCGAAAGUCGUGGCCAUCCUAAAGCUAAAAAAGUCGGGAAAUGACCCGAGAAAUUAUAGGCCAAUUUCGUUACUAUCAGUAAUAUACUAG